Molecule: messenger RNA, 597 nt
Organism: Rasamsonia emersonii CBS 393.64
Lineage: Eukaryota; Fungi; Ascomycota; Eurotiomycetes; Eurotiales; Trichocomaceae
Exons: 3
Coding region: 1-597 (198 amino acids)
Source: RefSeq, a predicted model, not a curated record
AUGCUGAGUACAUGGCUGUUGCUCUUGCUGCCAGCAGACCGGGAUGCCUGCAGAUUCAGGCUGCCGAAGCGUCAGGCACCCAGGCCGCCAGGCAGUGAGGCUGCUUAUAUCUGGCACACCGCAUUGGCUCCGAUCCCGCCUAUCACAUCCACGCUUUCCAGCGGCUGUCUUCAUCCAGAUGAAUCCUUGCUUUCCAUAAGUCAAUCAGGUAUAAUGGUGAGUUCACUGAUAAGCAGUUUGGACUUAUUUGUCUUUUAUUCCUGUCUUCUUUCCAGGCUGUCUUCUGUCAUUCUCUGCCGUAUUCUUUACCAUUAUCAUGAUACUCUGUACCAAAAAACCACACAAAAUGCCCGCGUGUCUGUCAUUCUGAUAAAUUUCAGAUGGAAUAAAUUAAUAUAUUAUUCUGCAUGUCUGGAUGAGAGAGAAGAUAAUAAGAAUGAUGAGCAUCGUGAAGCAUCAGUUAAUGCCAUCUACCUGGUCAGCGGUGUGGUUUGCUGGUACAUUGACGUCAGCCAGCUUGCCUCCACAGACAACCAAGAAACCCCGCGACACAGAGAGCCACCGCAACAGCGACCACAACAAUUAUCCUCAAAAUAG